Messenger RNA from Hemiscyllium ocellatum (epaulette shark), 588 nucleotides. RefSeq names its product coiled-coil domain containing 169 (gene ccdc169). Bases 1 to 588 code for a protein of 195 amino acids. Lineage: Eukaryota; Metazoa; Chordata; Chondrichthyes; Orectolobiformes; Hemiscylliidae. The record is from RefSeq and is a predicted model, not a curated record. The transcript is spliced from 7 exons.
AUGGAGCAAGCGCGCGGGGAUUCUUUGGAUCUCGAGCAGCUGAGCAACGAGUUGGAGCAGGAGAGGCAAAUGCGGGACAUGCUUGACUUUUCCGCUACUGAUUUGCGAAACACAGUAUCUCAACUGGAAAAGCGAUUAGACAGUAUUGAAGAUGAAGGAAAUGAAUGGAAAACUCGAUAUGAAACACAACAGGAGCUGAACUUACAGCUAGAGAGACAAAUUAGAAUGUUGGAAGAAAAAAAGGAGUAUAUUCGUGGCAAUCCGACAGACAGAUUGUCUUCGGUACGUUCAUAUGAGGAGAUGCCAGUGGGUCUACUGAAACAACUGGUAAAGCAACUGGAGAAAGAAAAGAAAAGUCUUGAAAACCAGCUGAAAAAUUAUGAGUGGAGAAUAGAACAAGAAGCAAAGGCCUAUCACAAAGCCAAUGAUGAACGUCGUACAUAUCUAACAGAAAUCGCACAAUUGUAUGGAUCCACACUGUAUAAGCCAAUAGUCACGGCAAAAAUUGUAGCCAUCAACCUCUUAGUCACUUUGCAAAUGGUCCUAACUUACGAAGUCUCUCUGAACUAUUUAUUGACCCACAGCUGA